ACAGCCAGAGACAGAGAGACAAGCAUGGCUAAUAGAGAGUCUGACAUGGCUACAGACAGAGACAGAGAGACUGGCAUGGCUACCAGAGACUGGCAUGGCUACAGACAGAGACAGAGAGACUGGCAUGGCUACCAGAGAAUGGCACGGCUACAGACAGAGAGACUGGCAUGGCUACCAGAGACUGGCAAGGCUACAGACAGAGAGACUGGCAUGGCUACUAGAGACUGGCAAGGCUACAGACAGAGACAGAGUGACUGGACUGGCUACCAGAGAGUGGCAUGGCUACCAGAAAGACUGGCAUGGCUACCAGAGAGUGGCAUGGCUACAGACAGAGACAGAGAGACUGGACUGGCUACCAGAGAGUGGCAUGGCUAUAGACAGAGACUGCCAUGGCUACCAGAGACAGACUGCCAUGGCUACAGCCAGAGACAGAGAGACUGGCAUGGCUACCAGAGAAUGGCACGGCUACAGACAGAGACAGAGAGACUGGCAUGGCUACAGACAGAGAGACUGGCAUGGCUACUAGAGACUGGCAAGGCUACAGACAGAGACAGAGAGACUGGACUGGCUACCAGAAAGACUGGCAUGGCUACCAGAGAGUGGCAUGGCUACCAGAGAGACUGGUCUGGCUACUAG
Messenger RNA from Pelobates cultripes (western spadefoot toad), 636 nucleotides. The record is from the annotation of a GenBank genome assembly. Lineage: Eukaryota; Metazoa; Chordata; Amphibia; Anura; Pelobatidae.